This is a messenger RNA of Photinus pyralis (common eastern firefly), 5240 nucleotides long. RefSeq names its product nephrin (gene sns). The transcript has 16 exons. The coding region runs from base 112 to 3939 and encodes 1275 amino acids. Gene Ontology annotation, biological process: cell-cell adhesion. Gene Ontology annotation, cellular component: cell-cell junction. The record is from RefSeq and is a predicted model, not a curated record. Gene Ontology annotation, molecular function: cell adhesion molecule binding. NCBI's taxonomy places the organism in Eukaryota, Metazoa, Arthropoda, Insecta, Coleoptera, Lampyridae.
GUUACAGAUUGCCUGCUCGUACUCGCCCUGCUAGCGAACGGAAGUUUCGCCCAACAGCAGUACUUCCGCGUCCAGCCGAGGGACGUGAAGGUGCAGGAGGGCGGUGAGGCGAUGCUGGAAUGCGAAGUUGGAAACUUAGGUGGACAAGUUCAGUGGACCAAAGAUGGAUUCGCUUUGGGCUUCUCAUCGGUUAUAGCGGGAUUCCCAAGGUAUUCCGUUAUCGGCGACCGACGUCACGGCGUCUACAACCUAAGGGUUAACAACGCGUCCCUCGAUGACGACGCCGAGUAUCAGUGCCAAGUGGGACCUUCUCGCUUUCAUAAAGCCAUCAGGGCGAACGCCCGUCUCAUUGUUAUAUCACCUCCUUCUUCGAUAGAAAUACUGGACCAUCCAGCAAAUUCCAAAAUUGAGAUAAGGGAGAACCAAGAAUUCCACCUGGAGUGUCGAGUUAAAAACGCGAAACCGGCCGCCAAAAUCGUCUGGUACCGCGGAAAUAUCGAGCUCAAUAUCCCUAAUCGCGAAGAUCAAACGAUCGAGGUGGUCUCGAAGUCCGGUAAUAAAAAGGCGGUCAGAUUCGAUACCAACUCGCGAAUAUCGCUGAAGCCGACGGCCGAAGACGAUUACGCCGAGUACACGUGCGAGGCGCGGCACGAGGGACUUUCGCUCGAUCUGCCGAUGCGUACGACGGUACAUCUGAGCGUUUUAUAUCCGCCCGGUCCGCCGUAUAUCGAGGGCUACACGGAGGGCGAGACGAUUAGGCGAGGGCAGACGGUUGAGCUCGUCUGUAAGAGUAGAGGGGGAAAUCCUCCGGCGCAGCUGAUUUGGUACAAGAACGGCGAGCAAAUACGAAUGGCGUACCGAACGGCCGGUCGAGUAUCUGAGAACGUUUACACAUUUACAGCGGAUGCAAGCGAUGACAAGGCGAGAUACAAAUGUGAGGCUAGUAACGUGAUGUCUUCCAAGCCGCUCAAAGCUCAGGUCGAUUUAACGGUUUACUUCUCGCCGGCUCACGUCACCAUAUCCGGUCCUACCGAAGCAAGAGUGGGAGAUCCGGUACCGCUAACUUGCUCGACAGCCAAUAGCAAUCCUGCAGCCGACAUCAAGUGGAUGGUCGCCGGUCGACAGGUCAGAAAUGCCACCUCACGUACCAUGGUUUCGCCCGAAGGCGGGUGGAUCACCACCUCGAACAUCACUGCAAUAGUCGAACCCAACAGGAAAAGCCUGGUCGUCAUCUGUCACGGUCUAAACAUGCAACUGACCGAGAACGUGGUGUCUACUCACACGAUUAACGUCUUAUAUCCACCGAGCCAACCCUUCAUACACGGGUACACCAAGGGAACGAACAUUCCAGCCGGCACCACCCAAAAGAUCUCCUGCACGUCAUCCGGCGGCAACCCUCUGGCGACGAUAACGUGGUACAAAAACGACAAAAAGAUAAACUCCAAAGUGAAGACGACGGACAAAUCAGUUACGGCCGAGGUCGAGAUCCUCACCAACGUCACCGACAACGACGCCCGUUACCGAUGCGAGGCUGCGAAUUCCGCGACAGAAAUACCGCUUUUCGAAACAAUCACAAUGAGCGUCUACUUUCCACCCGAACAUGUUAAGAUCCGCAGGGAGCCGCCCGAGUUGAAACCGGGAAUCGAGGCGACCCUAAUCUGCGAUUCGAGCUCGAGCAACCCUCCGGCGCGGCUUUCUUGGUGGCGAGAGGGAAUUCCAGUCGACGGCCUUUACAACACCUCCAAGGCGGGUUUGCACGGAGGAAAAGUCUCCACGAUCGAGAUGAAGCUGAACGUAAGCGAGCAGCUCAACGGCAUCGUCUACACGUGCCAGGCCACCAACGAAGCGCUACAGCAGUCCGUGCACGACGCCAUCACCCUCAAAGUUCUUUAUAAGCCCAUGUUUGAUAAGACUAACGAGGAGUCCGUGACCGGCAUCGAAAACGAGCCUCUGAUCAUCUCGCUCAAAGCCGACGGCAAUCCCGGGAACAUCGCGUACACCUGGACCAAGGAUGGUUUACCCAUCGCCCAGGCCUCGACCGGUACGGGACUGGAGCGGAUUAUUUCCGACGGCUCCGUCCUCAAUAUCACCAAGCUGAGUCGCCACGACGGAGGAACGUACACCUGCGAGGCUUUAAAUUCGCAAGGCAGCUCAGUGAUGAACCUCAACAUUAGCGUCGAAUAUUCCGCCACGAUCACCUCGAUCAGCGAAAACGUCAUCGCGAACUCGCAGGAGGACGCGACCCUCUCCUGUUCGGUCGACGGGAACCCAUUGCGCGACGAUUCGAUCGUGUGGCGACGGAGCGACUUUCCCGAUUUCGACGCCCGCACGUCGAUUAUGUACGACAAAAAUGGCACUUCGUACCUGAGGAUAACGGCGGUUACUCGAGAGGAUUUGGGUCACUUUCAGUGCGUUGCUAAUAAUGGCAUUGGAAAUGCGACUGUUCGUGACGUCCUGCUGAUUGUUAAACAUAAACCGGAAAUAGAUCAAUCACCGUCCCUUAUGAAGUUCGCGAGCGACGCCGGCGAUACCGGCCGCUUGACUUGCAGAAGUCAAUCGUCACCGUUGGCCCGCUACUCCUGGGCGCGUUCCGGUAGCCCGCUACGCACGAACACGACAGGGAAAUACUACGUCACGUAUCGGCAGAUAGACAGCAUGGUCUCCGAAUCGGUCCUCCUGAUAACCCACGUGACUUCGGCAGAUUAUGGGAACUACGAAUGCGUCGCGAAGAACGAGCUGGGUUUCGCGACGGUGUCGCCCAGGCUGGAAGUGACCUCGGCACCGGACGCUCCCAGCAUUCUCUCGAUCGUGAACGUCACCCACAACUCCGUCGUGGUUUCUUGGGUGCCCGGUUUUGACGGUGGCAUGAAGGCUAGCUACCAGAUACGCUACCGGACUCUGGAUACCGACCGUUAUAAGUACGAAGACAUCCUGUCGAACUCGACCCAGUUUACCAUCGGCAAGCUGGAGCCGGACACGGCAUACGUCUUCUCCAUCAUGGCCUCCAACAAGCUGGGGAGCAGCAAGUAUCUUCCAGACAUUACGAUGGCGCGCACUACAAAUCAAAUACCUCCGCAUUACACCUCUCCAAGUUCCGACGAGCGCGGCUUCAAAGACUUCCCCGGACUGCUUAUAAUAAUUGGGACUAUUGUAGCGACCGCUUUAAUUGUAUCGAAUGUCUUAGUAAUCGGCUGUUGCUUGCAUAGAAGAUCAAAAAAGAGAAUUGCAGAACAAGCGAACCAGACGAGUAAAUCUGCUACCAUUGAAAUGUACGCCCCGAAUAGCUACAAUGACACUGUGACCGGUGAGACUUUAUCGUCCGUUAGUGAGAGGAGUGAGACUUACAGUAACGAAGGCAGUAACGUUGAUUAUGUGGAUGAGGGCCGCAAGCAAGCCGCUAGCACCUACCUAAUGGAUGUACAGGACCAACCCUCCCCUUACACUGGUUUCACCAGGUUCGAAAUGCAGUUGCAGCCGAACAUGGUCCACAAAACCCACACGCUUCCGCAUCCUCACCAUCACCAACACAUGCACGAGAGGCCGCGCGCUAGAGAUGAUCAAAGUCUGGCCUACCCACCGGGAAGCAUGUCAGCGAAAUCAUCGUACAUCAGCGCGCCAUCACCAGCGCCGCCUGCCGACGGUUCCUAUUACAACAUGUCGGAUCGCUACCUUUCGUACCCUCCGCCUUUGGACUUCCAAAAUCCGCCACCGAUACCGAUGCACCCUCACCUGACGCACACCCACACGCCGUCCCCGCCGCCCUUGCCGGCGAACGGCUCCCUCGUCCGCCACCAGCGCGUAGCCGUCCCGCCCGACGUUCUUCACAACACAAAUCAAAACAUGCAGAUACUCCAAGCUCAAACGUUAAAUCAAAAGAAGGAGCUGAGCAGUUUCGGUAACGGUUACGGUGUGAGCGAGCAGGAGGGACAUCUUGUCUGAGACAUGGAGGACAUCCUCUACGUCUUAUAAGUGUAGAAGUGCAAACAUCGAACGUGAUAUUUUUCCUUUUUGUGUUUCAUUAACGAAUCAAAAAUACUCGUUGUUAUUGUGAUUUAAACUUAGACAGAUGCAAUACGUACGGACGGACUGAAUUAAAACAGUGCAUCACUGUGAAAUUAUACAAGAUUGAGACUAUUUUAAUAUUUAAAUAAUGUUGACAGUUGUUAAAUGUCGUUAUAUAGUUGUUAAGUUGUCGGGCCGCUUUACGAAUUUGGCUCCCACCACUAAAUUAUUGAGGGUACAUUUUAGAGAAUAUUUUUGUAAUUUUUCCGUUUUUAUUUUUAUACUUUUGCAGAUUGUUUAGUGCGAGUGAGCGAUCGGAUUUUCCACGAAUUUGUGAUCUUGUAGAUAUAAUUUUCGCGCGUUCUUUGUUACUGUUACAGUUUUUUGUACCUAAUUAUAAGAACCUCCGAUUACAAACUUAGGGACCUAUUAUUGUUUAAGUUCACUUAAGUUAUUAAUAUGAUUAAUGUUUGUAUAUCUUACUAGUCCAAAUGACAACCAAAGUUAAUUUUCGCUGUAUUUGCUUUCUUAGUUUCUUUUUUUGUAUAUAGGUUUCGUUUUCUUUAUGUACAUAAAGUGUAUUUUAAUUUUUUUUUUAAAUAAUAAAUUUUGAUUUAUUUUUCUCAUUUUUCUUUACCGCUCCAUUUUCCAGAGUUUUAACGGAACAAUAGGGUACUACGAGAAUUUGAAAAAAAAGCCUCGCGCGUGCGGUAAACAAUUUUCAAGUUGUAGCUAAGUGUAGAUAAAGAAACAAUCAUCUUUAGAUCCUUCUAGUUGUAUUUGUCGAACAACCCGAGCUUAUAUACAUUUAAUGUUAAGUUAACGAAGAUAAAUAAAUUAAUGUACAUAUGUAACAUAAAUAAUUAUGAAACUCAAACCUUCCAGUUUUGCCAAUGUAAUAAUAAUAAUAAUUAUUAGAUGUGUAAAGUGCCUUUUAAUUCAUACAAUCUGCCAUUGUAUUUAAAAUAGUCUAGAGUUUAUAUAAUUGAUUUUGUUCUUAAUUACGCUCCAUUUUUCAUAACCGUGAUUAUUAUAAUGUGUGUCAGAUUUCCUAGAUAAUGCAUUCAUUCUAUUUGUUAGGGGGGGAGGAGGGCGAACGAAUUUCCUUUUGUUGUAAGAGUAUGAAUGCUGAAUGUGCAUUAUUAUUGGUUUAUCCAGUCAAUAUAGCAUGUAUGUCAGUUCAUCUCGUACUUGUAUAUUGUUAAGUCUUAUGACAAUUAAAUGCUCACAUACUUUAA